Filobasidium floriforme is the source of this 1128-nucleotide messenger RNA. RefSeq lists its product as uncharacterized. The transcript has 4 exons. Bases 1 to 1128 code for a protein of 375 amino acids. The record is from RefSeq and is a predicted model, not a curated record. Lineage: Eukaryota; Fungi; Basidiomycota; Tremellomycetes; Filobasidiales; Filobasidiaceae.
AUGGCCGCUCGUCCUCACCGUUUUGAAGUUGACAACAAAAAAUGUCGCUGGGAGCGCCGUAUUCUGACCAUUGGCGAUGGGAUGACUCCUGCGGCAGGAAAAGAGCCUUCGAGAAUCGCGUGCAGAUCUUACGGCACCGAUGUCAAGAUAGUCGUCGCUGUCGAGAGCUACUGUCAUCAAGUUCCCAAGCAGGACUACGAAGAGCUCAGAGAUUUAGGGUGGGAGGAACAGAUGAAGGUCCUCGCCCCAGACGGUGAAGAAGGCACCAAGAACGAUCGCAAUCUCCUUUCAGCUUGGUUGGAUGAGUUUCACGAAAUCAUCGACCAAAAACUCGUGGAAUUCAAAGAACAAGAACCGGCGGAUUGCAAAGACAUCGAGGGCGGCAUCCAGCUACUCUGCGACGAGAUGUCCAGCCUCCUGGACAGUGACUGGGGAGAUUUGGAAUCAUCGCUUCCUCAGACAGACUAUACAAUAGUGGUGAUCUACUCACGUUUUCGAAUCAAGACAAAGAUGGGUUCACGGCUUGUUCCUGAGCAUUCCCGCUUCUCACCUCACCUGGCAGGCCUCAAGCUCAGGGAAAAAGCCUGCGUAAUCAAAGGAGAACAUCCCUUUGAGAAGUACGGCGAAAUGAUCAGGUUCUGUCACCUUCUAGCUAUGCUCAGCAAACAAGACUACCCUUACAAGGAUACCAUCAUCGGUACGCACUGGGUCAUGUAUCAGUCGCUUGGAGUCGAUCCGCUUGGGCGAGGUGGGAAUUCCCAUCGAAUCGAGAUCAUCCUGAGCAUGAGCGCGACCAAGGGGAUGGUUGAAUGCAGAUAUGACUUGACAGGCGAGAUCAUCUUGUUGAUUCGCAGUCACUGCCACAAGACAGUCGAAGAGGUCGAGAAGUGGGCCCGCCACAACGAGCAGCCGCUCACGGAUCUCGCUGAGAAGGAGAUCGACCUUGAAGCAGAACGCUUCCUCGCCGCUUCCAAGAGUAUCUCAGAAGACCAGACCGUAUACUACAAAUGGUUCUUGAGUUGCAACGAUACCAAAUUCCCUGAGAAGCCCGAGCAAUCCGACCGAGACCGAUCGCUCUCGAUCGACGCUGGACCCUCGAGUGUUCAGACUCAUGCAUCGGGACAUUGA